This is a messenger RNA of Arxiozyma heterogenica, 249 nucleotides long. It is a transcript of the gene SMX2, whose product is annotated as mRNA splicing protein SMX2. Lineage: Eukaryota; Fungi; Ascomycota; Saccharomycetes; Saccharomycetales; Saccharomycetaceae. Bases 1 to 249 code for a protein of 82 amino acids. Gene Ontology annotation, biological process: mRNA splicing, via spliceosome. Gene Ontology annotation, molecular function: RNA binding. The transcript has a single exon. The record is from RefSeq and is a predicted model, not a curated record. Gene Ontology annotation, cellular component: precatalytic spliceosome; U4 snRNP; catalytic step 2 spliceosome.
AUGGUUUCGACUCCAGAAUUAAAAAAAUAUAUGGAUAAAAAGGUCAUGUUAACAAUAAAUGCUAAAAGGAAAAUUGCAGGUGUAUUAAAAGGUUAUGAUCUAUUUUUGAAUGUUGUUCUUGAGGAUGCCAUCGAAAUUAUACAGCUAAGUAAUAGUCAAGGCUCGCCUAUCCAUAACAAUUUGGGUCAACAGACUGUAGUAAGAGGGAAUUCUAUCAUAGCAAUGGAACCAUUAGAUACAGUAAUAUAG